Molecule: messenger RNA, 1249 nt
Organism: Dipodomys spectabilis (banner-tailed kangaroo rat)
Lineage: Eukaryota; Metazoa; Chordata; Mammalia; Rodentia; Heteromyidae
Gene: Ino80e
Product: INO80 complex subunit E
Exons: 7
Coding region: 156-890 (244 amino acids)
Biological process (GO): chromatin remodeling
Cellular component (GO): nucleus; Ino80 complex
Source: RefSeq, a predicted model, not a curated record
UGCGUCUACGCUCCCUGUGCGCGGGGUACGCUGGGAGCUGUAGUCCGAUGGGCCCGGCCUUGCCGAGUCCCCGGAAGUGGCCGCGUGAGAGGCCGAGCUGAGCCGGUUCGGGGUAGCGGGACUCCGGGUACUGGGGCGCUGCUCCCGCGCCGGUCAUGAACGGGCCGGCGGACGGCGAAGUGGACUACAAGAAGAAAUAUCGGAAUCUGAAGCGGAAGCUCAAGUUCCUCAUCUACGAACACGAGUGCUUCCAGGAGGAGCUCAGGAAGGCGCAGAGGAAAUUACUAAAGGUGUCCCGGGACAAGAGUUUCCUUCUAGACCGACUUCUGCAGUAUGAGAACGUGGAUGAGGACUCUUCUGACUCCGAUGCCACGGCGUCCUCAGAUAACAGUGAGACAGAGGGGACACCCAAAUUGGACACACCAGCUCCCAAGAGGAAGAGAAGCCCUCCGCUAGGGGGAGCCCCCUCCCCCUCCAGCCUCUCCCUGCCUUCUUCAACAGGGUUUCCCCUUCAGGCUUCUGGGGCUCCCUCCCCAUAUCUGAGCUCGCAGCUGGCUUCCCCUCCUUACCCCCCAUUCCCUUCUGACUACCUGGCCCUGCAGCUGCCCGAGCCCAGUCCCCUGAGGCCCAAGCGGGAGAAACGGCCCCGCCUGCCCCGGAAACUCAAGAUGGCGGUGGGACCUCCUGACUGCCCUGUGGGCGGGCCACUGACCUUCCCUGCCCGGGGUCCUGGGACUGGGGUCGGGGCAGCUCUGACCCCCCUCCCCCCUCCUAAGAUGCCCCCCCAUACCAUCCUGAGCACCGUCCCUCGGCAGAUGUUCAGCGAUGCCGGCAGUGGGGAUGACGCCCUGGAUGGGGAUGAUGACCUGGUGAUCGACAUCCCGGAGUGACCAGCCAGUGCCAUGUGCCAGGCCCUGCCCAGCACCCCUCCCUGUGCCAGCACAAGAGCCCCAGCUUCCUCAGAGGUGUUUAUUGAUGCCCAGUUGCCAUACUUCGGCCACUGACACAAUCAGAAAAAGGCGUAAACAUGCACAGUUGUCCCCUAGGAAGGGGGCAGGGGCCCUGCCCUCACAUUCUGGCCCCUGCCAGGGGACAGUUAUUUGAAUGAGUGGCCAGGAGUAUCUGCCACCUCUUAUGGAGGCCGAGAUCCUGUGGAGACCACCCCUUGAAAAGGGCAGCUGUACAGGGCUAGGACCUUUUUUUUUUUUUUUUUCUUUUAAAUGAAGAUUCUGUAUUAAAGGAUUGGCUC